AUGUUGAUCAUCAUCGCCACAUGGUUAUACGUGUCUGUUCUCUGGUUCCCUGCCUUCAUAUACGACCGAGUGCUUCACCAUUACGACGAUGGGGUGUGUUACUGGGAUCCUGUGCUCAACAAGAAUCUGGUCGUGUAUGUAGGUAUGUUGGGCUACUACUUACCUCUGCUCGUCAUGGUGGGCGCCUACAUGAAGAUCCUACACGUUGUGAAAAAGAGGGCGGCUUCCAUCAGGGACGCUGGCAAGAAGGAGGUUCCUACGACCAGCCAGCCCGUGGAAAGCGACUCAGCCACGGGUGAAGCGGGCGGCGCGGGCGGCGGUGCGGGCGGCUCCUCCGAUCAGAAGAAGCUGGUGUCGGGGGCGGCCAAGGACGACAAGCAGGAGGCCAAGCUCAAGAGGGAGAUGAAGGCCGUCUACACGCUCCUCAACAUCGUCAUCAUCUUCCUGAUCUGCUGGGUGCCCUUCUACAUCCUCUUCGUGCCAAUUAAGAGAGACACCUUCUCGUUCCAGCUGAGCGCUUGGUUCCCGACACUGUUCCCAGAAUGGUACCUGACCUUCAGUUACUGGAUGGCCUACAUCAACUCGGCACUCAAUCCUAUUUUGUACCCGCUCUCUUCGCUUGAGUUCAGGGCAGCGUACAAGAAAGUUUUCUACACUGUGUUCUGCGGGAAAUGA
Messenger RNA from Penaeus vannamei (Pacific white shrimp), 675 nucleotides. Lineage: Eukaryota; Metazoa; Arthropoda; Malacostraca; Decapoda; Penaeidae. The record is from RefSeq and is a predicted model, not a curated record.